Diaporthe batatas is the source of this 1190-nucleotide messenger RNA. RefSeq lists its product as uncharacterized. Bases 1 to 1017 code for a protein of 338 amino acids. Gene Ontology annotation, molecular function: nicotianamine synthase activity. NCBI's taxonomy places the organism in Eukaryota, Fungi, Ascomycota, Sordariomycetes, Diaporthales, Diaporthaceae. The transcript is spliced from 2 exons. The record is from RefSeq and is a predicted model, not a curated record. Gene Ontology annotation, biological process: nicotianamine biosynthetic process.
AUGACCGUCGACACGAGACAAAAUGGGAGCCACAGCAACACCGUGGAACGCGUGGCCACGAAACUGCCAUACCACGAAGACACAGCCGAGCGCAUCACCCUUGGCAUACUGACAUUGUUCGGUAAACUGCGAGAGCUCGAGACCCUACAGCCAGAUCCGAUCAACGGAAGACUCUUCAACCAGCUGUUUGAUCUCGUGACCAUCUCAAAAACCACCACCACUCAGGAAGAACAGAUCCUCUCGGACCCACGCAUACAAGCCAUCAUCCCAGAACUGCGGCAGGUGUGGGGUGACGCCGAGUACCUCCUCGAGCUCGACUUUGCGCGCAAGGUCAUCUCAGGGUCGCCCUCGGUCCCCGACUGCCGGCGGCUGUACGAGAGCUUCCCCUACCUGGACCAGUACCGCCAGCUCGCACGCAUGGAGACAAACACUCUCGACACCGCGCUCGGCGAAAAGGGUCUGCCGCCGGUGCGCAAGAUCGCCUUCCUGGGGUCCGGGCCCACCCCGUUCUCAGCCCUGUGUUUCCGGGAGAGGCUAGGCCGGGAGGUGGAGAUUGUCAACAUCGACCGCAGCGAGGAGGCGAUCGACCACGGCCAGCGGGUGGCCCUCUCGCUGGGGCACGAGUUCUCGGGGAACAUGACUUUUGUGCGUGCUGAGGUCGCGGUGGCGGCUUCGAGCCCGUCAUCGUCCGAAGCUGGGAACGACGCCUCGGUUGACCGCACGGGCACAGAGGUGAUGGCGCUUUCGGAUCUGGGCGACUGUGACCUCGUCCACUUUGCUGCGCUCAUCGGUGAGACGGAAAGGGACAAGAGGGAUCUGCUGAUCGCGGUCGCCAAGGCCAUGAAGCCGGGCGCACUUAUCAUGCUCAGAAGCACAGACAGCCUGCGGCAGUGUCUGUACCCAAAGAUGGACGUUGACUGCUGGGAGGUGUUGGACGUGGUCACCCCGGUCCUGGCGACAAGAUACUUUGGAGCGUCGACGAGCCUGACCACAAUUGUUGUCAGUGUAGAUGGUUAAGGGCGCAUAUAUGCACAUUCAGGCAUUGGCAUAAGUUGGAGUUUGUGGCACGAAGAUCAUGCUGCAGUUAAUUGCCAACGUAGCGACAUACACCACAUAUUAAACGUUCGAUUUUGGAAGGCAUCAGUCAGCGAGAAUCACGGAGCCUAGAUCGAGUGCAAUGUAGAUUCUCG